This is a messenger RNA of Drosophila willistoni, 805 nucleotides long. RefSeq lists its product as uncharacterized. The transcript is spliced from 2 exons. NCBI's taxonomy places the organism in Eukaryota, Metazoa, Arthropoda, Insecta, Diptera, Drosophilidae. Bases 137 to 625 code for a protein of 162 amino acids. The record is from RefSeq and is a predicted model, not a curated record.
UGUUUCUUCAUAAUAAAAAAAAACACACAUAUUUGCUGUGUAUUUGUCUAAUGUCUAAUAUUUUCUUCCAUAAAUUGUAAGAUAACCCAAUUUAUAUAGCAAAUAGUUGAGACACGAAGCCAGUCAGUUGAGCAACAUGAGCCGGCAAUUAAAGUUCAUGGAGCAGCCAAAGUUUCAGUUCGAUGGCGAGGAUAAUCUCUAUGGCGAUUUGGUGGAAAUCAAUUUGAAUAAUCAAUGUACACAGGCCAAACAGAAUUCAGAUCAGGCCCUCAAUAUGCUACUACAGACACCGAAACAUCAUGGCUAUCCCUAUGGCUAUAAUGAGGUGGAUCCCGCAACGGAAUUCUAUUUUUGCAAGAAAUCCAAGUCGACAGGACAAUUGUCGGAGAAGGUUGCCUCAUCGGUGGCGCCAACGGCCACAAAUAUAAGCUGCCUAAGGCAAAUGUAUUGCCCGGAAUGCCAUGAACGUUUACAUGAAGAGGGAGUGCGUCUGGAGCGACUAUUGACCAUGUGCUGCUUUGCCCUUCUGCCCAUCUAUCCCUGCUGUAUGAGACGUUCGAAUAAUGAUUGCAAGGUCAUUUGUGGCAAAUGUGGCUAUACGUUGGGUGCCUGGAAGCGUCAAUAACUGAAUUAUGCCUAGCGGGGAAAGAUCUCAUUUAAAAAUUUGAAAUUUUUGUUUUGUUUUUUAAUUAUUUUUUCUAGAUUUUAAGUAUAUUACCAUAAGCACUUUUGUUAUUGAUUUUGACCUUGUGAUGAUGAUCAAGAUGUUGAUGAUGAGCACUAGACAUUCCAAAACAAAUUGAAA